Molecule: messenger RNA, 866 nt
Organism: Fragaria vesca subsp. vesca
Lineage: Eukaryota; Viridiplantae; Streptophyta; Magnoliopsida; Rosales; Rosaceae
Exons: 2
Coding region: 27-356 (109 amino acids)
Source: RefSeq, a predicted model, not a curated record
CCCAAAACAGAGGCAAAACCCCAGAAAUGACAGACCUCAAUCCCCCGCCUGAAAAGGCCAAAGCGGCAGCCGAGAUCAAAAAGAUCCUGUCGGGCGGAAAGGCCCACUUCCCGAACCCGCCCGACCCAACAAACCCGGACCCGGCUACUCUCCGGGAGCAAUGGAGAUACGCCAUUAGGCAGUACAGCAGAAUGUACUCUCACGCUUGGGGCACCGCCAUUCUCGCCGGAGCUUCCUUCUUUGCCCUCGGCUGGUUCAUCAAGGGCGGCAAUCCUCUCCCUUCCUUCGGCACCCACCACGAUCCUCCUCCUCCGCCUUCCCCGGCCGACAGUACUGAUGAGCCUCGCCGCGCAUGAGUGUGUACUAGUGUUAUGCCACGACUCUGGGGAGGACAAGCUGUUUGGGCUGUCAAGACUCAAGACUGAUCUCUCGGUUCACAAAGAAAAGAGGAAUGAACUUUCUGUACGGAGCCUUGUAGUGUAAAGAACAGGGUUUAUCUAUCAAUGUUGCUUAGAAUCCUGAUGAAAUUUGGUAUAUGUUUCGGCUGUGAGUGUGUAAUUUUGGUUGAAUCAUUUGAUACAAUAUACAAGGGUACACUUGUCUGUUUUAGCAUUUCUCUCCAAUUUAUGGCUGGGCACGAUCGAUGUUCUUUCUGUCACUAUAUACUGUGCGUAAGUUCAAAGAAGCAAUCCUGAGGGAGUGAGAGUGAGAGGAGAUUUGAGUACUCUGAUGGGUAAAGAGGGAAUAACAAGGUGGUGUGCAACAAGUGAAAAAAUUGUCAGCAAGAAAACAAGGAGAAUCACCAUGGUGGCUCGAAAUUGAAGAGGUAACCAAAGCAAGAAAGAAGUGCAACUCAAGCAAAGUAG